This is a messenger RNA of Fusarium musae, 1197 nucleotides long. RefSeq lists its product as uncharacterized. Lineage: Eukaryota; Fungi; Ascomycota; Sordariomycetes; Hypocreales; Nectriaceae. Gene Ontology annotation, cellular component: plasma membrane; fungal-type cell wall. Gene Ontology annotation, biological process: fungal-type cell wall organization. Bases 1 to 1197 code for a protein of 398 amino acids. The transcript has 3 exons. The record is from RefSeq and is a predicted model, not a curated record.
AUGCAUUCCGUCAAGGUCCUCUCGGCCAUUGCGGCCCUCGGUGUCUCUGCCGUCUCUGCUGCCACUUGUACCAAGGACAUCAAGAUCACCGAACCUACACAAGUCAUCAGCUGUGAUGUUGUUGACGCCGAUGUCAUCAUUGACAAGUCUGUUUCUGGUGCCGUUGUCAUCAACGGCCCCAAGCAGAUCAAGGGUAACUUCCAGGCCAAGAACGCUGGAGACCUUAUCUCUCUCUCCAGCACCACUAUCAAUUCCAUCACUGGAACGUUCGAGCUCAACAACCUCGAGGCCCUCAACAACCUCGAAUUCUCUUCACUCCAGAGCCUGGGCGAGCUUAGCUUCAUCAAGCUUCCCCGACUCGGCGAGCUGAACUUCGGUACCGAAGGCGUUACUAAGAUCAAGAGCAUUCGAAUCACCGACACUUUCAUCAGUGAUCUUAGCGGUCUCAGCGUCGCCAGUGUCGAGAGUUUCCAAAUUGACAACAACCGAAAGAUGAACGCUUUCAACUCCGAUCUCGUUAACGUUACCACCCAGCUCCUGAUCUUCGACAAUGGCAACGACGUUAUGGAAAUUACCAUGAACAAACUCGAGACUGCUGCCGAGAUCCAAAUUUCUAGCGCCAAGUCCUUCAAGGUUCCUGCUCUCCAGGAGGUGACCAAGAGCUUGAAGCUGAACGCCAACCCCGAGCUCAAGUCUUUCUCCGCCCCCAACCUGACCACGAUCACGGAGACACUGUCUCUUGUCGACAUGAACAAGCUCACCAACGUUUCCUUCCCCGCUCUGGAGGAGAUUGGCGGCGGUUUCACCAUCCAGAACAACACCAAGCUUGAGGCUAUUGAUGAUUUCCCCAAGCUUGAGAAGGUCACCGGUGGUGUUGCCCUCCGAGGCAGCUUCGAGAAGGUGGAACUUCCCAAGCUUGACCAAGUUAGUGGCAGUGUCGUUGUUUCCUCGACCACCGAUAUCAAGGAGUUCUGUGACUACUUCGACAACCUCAAGAAGGACAAGAAGAUCGAUGGUGAGGAGAAGUGCACAUCUAACAACAAGGAGGCCAACGAGGGCAAGGACGGUGGUGAGGAGAGCGACGGCUCUUCCGAGAGCAACAACAGUGACGACAAGGAGGAUGCUGCUGGCAUUGUCAGCGUCAACAUGGCUGUUCUUGCUCUUGCCGGUGUUGCUGCCGUUGCCCAGCUCUUUUAA